Messenger RNA from Polyodon spathula (Mississippi paddlefish), 2842 nucleotides. RefSeq names its product bucky ball-like. The record is from RefSeq and is a predicted model, not a curated record. NCBI's taxonomy places the organism in Eukaryota, Metazoa, Chordata, Actinopteri, Acipenseriformes, Polyodontidae.
AUGAUUGCAUCCCAUCAAUCCCACCCGAGUCGAAUCACAGAGAAAAAGAGAGACAAGCCCAGGAACCCCAAAAACAAAAUAAGCUUUUGGUCGCUGGCGAUUAAUGCGGAUGGACAAUCAGCAUUUUGUUAUAUACUGUAUCCUGUGCUGUUUGUGUCUCACUUGGUUGGAGUAAAAACUAGGAACAUGGAAGACUUGAAUACUCCACAUUCAAUGGGAAGUGGACAUCAGCAUCCAAUGAACCACACUAGGCCAUUUUUCUACGUGCAACCACCUUCUCAACCUUAUUUCUUAUACCAAUGGCACAUUAACAAUUCCUACAGUCACUGUGGCUUUCCUGGGUCAGGUUUACCCUAUGGGCGACCUUAUUUGCCUCCUUAUCCGUACAUGCAAUAUCCAGGAUAUGUUGUCCCACAGGCACCAAUUCAGCCAAUGGACUAUAGAAGAAUGUUUAAUCCCCACUUUCCAUCCACUGGGACUUCUGAUCUACGAUAUAGAUGCCACCAGACACACAUGCGACGGGAAACUGCUUGCUCAGAGGUUCAGACUGAGCCCAGUGAAGCAGUAGAGAAGUUAAUUAAAUGUUUUGGUAAAAUGGAGACUUGUGAUCCAGGUAAUGAAAAAGAAUUGGAUUCAGGCAUGGUCUCCCAAAGUUCUGGAACAUGUUUGCAGCCUGAUGAGCAGAAACCAUUUUCUCUGUAUGGGCAAACUGGUCUACCGCAGAGGAGUGUCCCUUCGAGAAAAAACUCUGGAGAGAAGCCACCAUCCCAUAAGCUUUGCAUUGAAUCAAGGCAGGACAGGCUGGAUGACCUGGCCCAUCGUGAAGAGUGGUCUGUUAGUUCCUGUGAAGGUGUUCUACCACUCGAUAGCUCUUCUGUUCACGAAGACCAUGUCCUACAAAAUGUGUAUUCUCAAGAACAAGAGGAACAAUGUGUACCAGCGUUGCCUGACACAAACUGCCUUUCCAAAGUGCAAGCUGACAAUGGUUCAGUUUGUUCAAAUUGGGAAAACACAUUUCCUCAUGAUGGCAAAAGCCAACCUGAAAAGGUGAUAAGGAAGGGCCACCUCCAAGGUGUUGAGCAGAACUGUGAAAUUGCCUCGAAACCAACUAGUGAUUCUUUAUGGACUGAGCCAUUGACACCUUGCUUGCCUUCUGCCAGUUGUCUUGUUUAUGAAGAUAUUGAGCAAGAUGGCAAAAGUGGGUUCAAAAAGCCCAUUCCACUUCUGAAAAGUCCAGACAAAGCAGGAGACCAUGAAAUUGCAGAAAAGCAUUUGCCCAGCAGCGAGGAUUUGAAGUUCAGAAUCAUGAAACUGCCUUUUUACAUCGAAGGAGAGCUGCAAAAGGACAGUCCCCUGUGGUCUGUGGAUUCACUUAACUCUCUUGUUCCCCCUGUAAGUUGGCUUUCUGCAAUUGGGAGUGCAUAUUGCAGCUACUAUCCACAGGCUGCACAGGAAAGGCAGAGUGUCCUCAGUGCAUCUCUUGAUGAGCUUUCCUCGAGGGAUGAGAUGUUCUCAACAGAUAUGGAAGAUAUUGAUAUAAUGCCUAGUCAUGUUUACAAAGGAGAGAGAGUUGAUCAUGCCACAAGUAAGAUGCAGGAGCAUGCUGAUGGUGAAGACUACCACAAUUGUUCCUUGAAUGACGAGGAGUGCCUAGUUCUUCCUAAAAAGAAAACAUGUGCAACCUGUGGAUCUCGUUUAUCCAACGAAAUGGUGAAAAUCAAAGUUGCAGUGCCCAACCUUGAUGACAAUGAAGAGGAGGAUGAGGUUAUUGAUGAAGAGGCUUCAGAAAUGCCAAAGAGUCAUGAGCCCCUGAAAGCUUCCAGUUUAAAAAAGACACCCCCUCCAAAAAGACCCCCUCCGCCAUGUACUGCUGCAGUACCGUUUCCAAAGCAAAAAUCAAAAAAAGGCUCUUCUGAAGAAGCUGAGGGCUCUGCUUGUCAUGAGGAGCAAGAACUGGGCUGUCCUGAUAUAGAUGAGGAGCACAAGACCAUGUCCAAGGUAGAGAAGUUUAAAGGUCAAGAACAAAAAAAUGUUUCACAGAAACAAAUGGAGAGACUGUGUUGUGAAGGCACAGCGACUGCAUCUGACCAGGAGAGUUGGGAGAGUUAUGGAGCCAGACCAAGGAAUAAGCCUUUGAAACCAAAUCCACAACCAAGGGGAAGAGGCCAAGAAAGACCUCAAAGAAAAAGGCUACCUUGCAAGACUGUAUACCAGAGUUCCAAGAGAAAUGAAUAUGAUGAGAAUGAAGAGGGGGAGUUUCUGAGGAAUCAAAGGGGCAGAGGAUAUGGCAAGAGGAGGGGCACAAGAUACUGAAGUUUCACACUGCAGGACUUGACACGAAUAUACACGGAGCACAGUAUAUUAAUGUUAAUGAACACGUGUUUUUGCAUUUUGAAUAUAUUAGACAGCAGAGAACAACUUGCUGCAAGGACUUAAAAUAAGAGCUGUUUGCACCGAUCAGUAUUGCCAAGCUCAUGUCUGUUUAGCAGCCUUCUCAUAGAGCACUCGACUAAAAGUGAUCUGUUCAGUCUCCACAGUUGUACACCUGCUGCGAGGGUUCUCGGGGAGGGGGAGAUCCCUGCCUUUAUAGUAUUAAAUUCUCAUUUUUUUUUUUUUUUUUUUUUGUUUUGAGACUUGCAGUAACCCUGUUCUUUCCCUCUGCAUGAAUUGGACAGACUGCUCCUUGAAUGGCUUUCAACAGGGUUUUGGGCAGUGGAAAUACAGCGAGAGAUUAGAAUUCCUGAAAAGUGAACUUGUCAGCUGUUAAACUGACCUAAACAACAUCUUGUUCAUUUGUUAUGGUGCAGGUAUUUUAAGCAUUAAUGUUGAAAUGUACACAUUU